This is a messenger RNA of Trichosurus vulpecula (common brushtail), 909 nucleotides long. Its product is annotated as major urinary protein 20-like. Bases 1 to 909 code for a protein of 302 amino acids. Gene Ontology annotation, molecular function: small molecule binding. NCBI's taxonomy places the organism in Eukaryota, Metazoa, Chordata, Mammalia, Diprotodontia, Phalangeridae. The transcript has 9 exons. The record is from RefSeq and is a predicted model, not a curated record.
AUGGGUGGGGAGAUGUGGGGCAUCAGAAUAGCUGUGCUGCUGCUGAAUGUGGGGCAGGCUCCGAUUUGCUCCUUCCAGGUUCAAAAUAAUAUCACCUUGAUGCCAGAUUUCAAUAUCUCUCAGGCUAAGGGGCCCUGGAAUUCCAUUAUCUGGGCGAUGAAUGAGAGACUGUCAGACCCGGACAGGGAAGAUGUCAAAGCAUCUUUGACAAUAUUCUCCCCUUUUGCUAAUGGGAACGUGAACCUGCAGACUACCAUCACUUUGUCAGAUGGAGUCUGUACAGAGGUAAAUGUCACAUAUACCCAUGGAAAUAAAUCUGGGCAAUACAAAAGUAAUGAUGGAAGCCCUUAUUAUUUCCAAGUGAUAGAUACCGACUAUGAAAACUAUGGCAUUAUUUACAUAGGAAAUAAUAAAAACAAGGAUGACUUCCACGUUAAACUCUAUGGCAGAACUAAAGUGGUGACUGAUGAAGUCUUGAAGAAAUUCCAAGAAGUCACAAGAUCCCUUGGAAUUCUAGGGGAGAAUCUUGUAGUUAAUGAAGAAAGAGAGUGGCCAGAGAGGGAGCACAAUAUAGACCCAAGACCUCUUGUGUCUGGAGAAGGAGUAGCUGCCAGAUGGUUUCCAAUGUUCCUCUUUCCCAUCCUUGGGAGGAUCGUGUUCUCCUUGCUUCAAGAGCUGCAGUUUUCCAUGCUGGAUAUAAUGAUUGGGAUGCCCCAACCUGAACCUUUGCUUAGGGGAUUUCUGAAUGCUUUGGGCAUUGCUCAUCAGGCACCCAAAGAACAUUACCCCUGUGAAAAGGAUUCAUUCACCAUGCCCUAUGGAGCAUAUGGAUGCCUUAAGGAGCAUCUGGAAAGGCUUUGCAUAGAAGUUUUUGGGAACAUCCUCUGUAUCAAGGGAACCAUUGUGUAA